This is a messenger RNA of Diachasmimorpha longicaudata, 5946 nucleotides long. RefSeq names its product insulin-1-like. Gene Ontology annotation, cellular component: extracellular region. The transcript is spliced from 3 exons. Gene Ontology annotation, molecular function: hormone activity; insulin-like growth factor receptor binding. Lineage: Eukaryota; Metazoa; Arthropoda; Insecta; Hymenoptera; Braconidae. The coding region runs from base 4978 to 5262 and encodes 94 amino acids. Gene Ontology annotation, biological process: positive regulation of phosphatidylinositol 3-kinase/protein kinase B signal transduction; regulation of protein phosphorylation; insulin-like growth factor receptor signaling pathway. The record is from RefSeq and is a predicted model, not a curated record.
CUUCUCUUCACGAAUGACUUGAGUAAUAGAGGGAGAACAAUCACUAUAGCUAUAUGUGGAGUGAACGAUCAUCGUUUCACACGGACUUUAGAUUUGUCAGAUUUUUAAUAAUUACGGAAACACCAAAACAUUCCAACGAAAUCGCUCCAUUGUCGAUUAACGUUGUAAACAUAGUGCGCGCGGAAUAAUUUCUUCUUUCUCGAGGAUGCGGUUUCAUUCGGAUCAUUGAUUGAUUGGUAAUUACUCGGAAUCCCCGGACUGAUCUAGUCUAUAUUUAAACCAAGUGGAGUGCAACUAUUUUGCCACUUUAGGCCAUUAAAGUUUGUUCAAUUAUUCAUGGAAAGGACAAUCCUAUGUUCAAUAAUAUUUGCCAAUAAUUUUAGUUGAUUAAUUAUUGAUUAAAAAAUGGAGAGGCCAAUCUACUAGAGGCACCCAGAAUUUAAAAUUCCCGUUCGAAGUAUUUUCCCUGCCGUUUCUAUGUCGAGAGAAAUUUUUGAUCAAUUGAACCAAAAUGAAAUGAAGUCAAUGUGCGUGCCGUUCACGUGACUUAGUCGUGAUCCAGUGGAAUUCUUUUUUUAUUAUUCAAGAAGGAGAUACUGCAAGGAAUGAGAUAAUGCGGUAGAGCAUAUUGACUCUACUUAUUCAAUUGUCGGGACUUUCAAUCCUGACGUUAUUGAGGUGGAACAAAUUUGCAUGCAUUAUUUUGAGUUACACUGCGCUUCAUUGAUCAAUGCAGCAAUUUAUGAAAUUACGACAAUUUUAAUUUUUCAAAAUAACAUUUGAUUUUUUGUAGUCUUGUUGAAGAAAACCUGCAAAACGGGUUUAGAAAAAAACAAAAACAAAGGUUGGGGAAAUAGGGUAAUAAUUGUAAUGAAAUAAAAAAAAUCAGCAGGAGCAGGGCCAAUGUCCUUGACGAGCAGUUCUUCAGCUCACUGUCUAAUCCUCUGUGCUCUGAUCCGGGCCAAGGACGUUGGUCCUGCUUUUACUGAUUUUUUUAUUUCAUACACAAUUUUUUUCAGUCCUUAAUUUAGAAAUAUUUGUACACAAAUUAUUCUGCUCUAUGGUUGAUAAUUUUCUAUUUUUAAAUUCUAUCAGCUUAAUAUCAAAUCGGCUUCAACCUUACGAUAAGAUCCAAAAAUAUUCUCAAUAUCUAAUUGACAAGAAAUGUAUAGGGGAAAAAAUGAAUAGUCCCGAGCGGGAUACGAACCUGGGACUUUGUGAUUAUUUACUGUGCAAGCACAAUGUUUUUCAUAUUUAUCUCAGUGUAUUGAAGUUGCUAGGUUUUAACUGAGUUGAACUGCAACGGCUUCACUUUUUGAGUGCAUACCUCAUUCGAGCCGUGGAAUAUCUCGUUCUACCACUUUUUGGCUUGAGAAUGAUGAAUGCUUCAGGGUGAGAGUUUUCGAGGGAUAUCUUUCAAUCUUCCACAGGCAGGCAGAACAUGUGGUAAAGUGGAACGCUUGCUGAGUUCCUCUUUUACAGUUGAUAUUCGUUUUGGAAAUAAAAUAAGCAAGUCGUCCAUUUUCUAGAAUUUCCUUUUCAAUGUUCAUCAAUUAUGUUCUCUUACAGUACAAAAUAAUCCUACACCAAGUUAAAACUAAAAAACUACCAUAAAAAAUUUCACAAUCCCAUUCUAAUUAAGCGUUCCAAAUGUCCCACAAAAAUGUUUUCCUAAAAAAAUGGUAACACUGUGAAAUAAUUCAGUCUAAUAAAUCUAAAAUGUAAACAAUUGAUAACAGAAGGAGAGAAUUGGGGUUGCCAAUAGAAUCUGCCAUUAGACUCGACCCCAUUUCCCAUCCCCACAAAUUGGCGAAAAACGUGUGUGUGUGGGAGGGCCAAAUAAUAAAAAUCAUUGACUCUGAAAUUAAUCAAAUGGCAACUAUUGUCAGACGAGUGCUGAAAACAUAACAUAAUAAAACUAAUGUGCGAACUUAACCCCGUUCCGGUGUCUGGUGGGGUCGUUUAUCAAAUAUUUUGUCUCACUUCACUCCACUUGCAAUAGCCUCUCCGUCCGAAGUCUAGUCCCUGCUUUCUUCCUUCAUGAGGCGCCGAGAUAACCAACUUCCCCGUUUUUCUCCACCUCUUCUUCCACCCACUUCAUAAACACCAACAGUUUUAUCCAUGUAUUUUCAUUGAAUAAUUAAACCGCUGAUGUUGAAAAUAAAUUUCUGUUCGACUAAAUCGGUGACGAAUGGAUGCGUGAGAACUUUGUUUCUCUCAUUAUUUUUAUAUUGAGAUCCGUACGAGGGUGAGACCCAAUGGUUUUAAUAAAUAAAAGUUGAUGGUUCAAAGUUCGCAAUCAAAGUGUCAUUAAUUUAAUGAUUGUAUUGUUUAACUGGGUGGUUAUUAUUGGAUACUACGGAAUUUAUUGAUUCUAUUUUGCAUAGAUUGAGUUUCUCUUCAACGAUUGUUUACUUGUACUGUUUAUCGCUCUUCAAGGGAAUUUGAUAAAAUUUUUCGUUUCAAAUGGUAAUAAUGAGUAUGAAAAUAUUUAUUCCCCCGCUGGAUAUGUGUUAUGCAUCAGUUUAUGUAAUUUUCAGGGAUUUACAUUAGAAACGAGUCUUGAUUCGGGUUAUUACAAGCUGUAGCUAAUUCAAUGAUCUUUUGCACUUCCUGCAACGACAAAAUUUGAUUAUUGGAAGAAGGCAGCACUCGGGAAAAUUAUUUAAUUGAAAAAAUCAAUAGCACUUUAUUGUAUUGUACAGCUAAUUCUGUUGGGAUAUUUUACCCAGUCAUUCAGUUCACAUUGUGUGAAAACUCAAAGAUAAGUUUUUAGUUAAAAUUAGAUUCCAUAAAAAUUUUGCAUUAACGAAAGAAUUAUUCUUGCCUCGACAUGCAAAACGUAUAAAAUUUCUGUCUGACUUUGCGUCUACGUUAUGACGAAAGAGACACUUUUAAACGAUAAAACGAAGGAUUCUCACUCACGUAUGCAAAAAAGUACCUGAAUUUUGCGGACAGUUAAUUACUGGACGCUCUACUUGUUAUCGUCAAUUCAAAGUUAUCGUAACUGACAAAAAUAAUUUACUCGUGAGGAGGAGUGAUGAGUGAGUCAUAGGGACAUUCCCCUGCUCGAUAUCCCCCGAGUUAAUGCGCGGAUAAUUUUUUUUUUGUUAAUACGUAAAUAACCGGGGUAGACAAUAAUUAAAUACCACGAUACCAGCAAAGUUGGUUGAACUAAAAUUGCAACUAAUCGCAUUCUAUCAGUCGUAUGAUGAUACAAUGUUGAUAUUUAAAAUAAUUAUAAAAAGGAAUGAUUGGAAUGUGUGGAGUUGCGAGAGUGAGAUGACCUGGGCGAUUCCUGCAAUUUAAUAAACACUGAUAGAGAAUAUCUUCUCAUCUCAGAUGAGUUGCAGACAUUCACGUUCUCGGUAAAUGGAGUUCACCGAAUGAAAGAGUGUAUUUCUCAUGAGGAAAACAAAUUCUACAUUACAGGAUAACACAGCUUUUUCUAGUGCUUUUAAAAUUUCCCCAGUAAAUAAGUUUUCUAGGAAAUUUAAAUGAAAUCAUUGAGGAGAAUUUUUAAAAGUUAGCGAAAUCCCUACAAGUACAGCUCACUUAAUGUUUAACUUUCAGACAUCUUUCUCAUGAAAAAUAAAUGAACAAGUCAUAAAUGAUUUAGUGAAUUUAGAGUAAUUUAGAGAAAAAAUUCCUCACUUAUUCGUUUUACUGUGUGAAUCGUCUCGCUGCUGAAUAAUUUGGCCACCGGUGUGACCAUCUGACACAUGACAUGGGACCUCAACCCUCCUGUCCUUGUCAAUGGGGUGGUUUUCACUCUGGAACAACUGUGUUGUCUUCCAUCACGAACACCCGCGUGUUCAGAAAGGUCUAAAGUCUUCCUCGUGAGAUGCGGGUGGCAUUUUACUUGCCCAACCCUGCUGAGAAUCAUUCUUUCCAUUUUAAGUCUCUCGUUAAACUCUAAGAUAGAAGAAACAUCUGCAGCUAAUCUCAUUUUUACUAAACGAUAAGAAUACUGUAAAUUUCAUGUAUCCACCAUUCCGUUUGUAUCACGAGUUUAUAACGCCGACCGGUAUGACUUCGUGAAUUAAAAUUGUAAGUACAGAUGAUUGAGAAAUUGCACUUAUACUGCAUAUAAUAUAGCUAUUUUGCUAGCUAAUUAACGAUACGAUUCCACUGGUUGUUUUGCCCACUAUUUCCUUCUAUAUCAAUCAUUAUUCUUAGCGUUAUCCCUUUUUUGUGUACAACCAAAUUUCUUUCUCACGAUUCUAUCUCUCACCUCCUAACCUUUUUAAGAAAUAACUAUAAACAGCUUUCAUUGAUAUAUAUCUAAAUAAAAUGAAAACAAAAAUUUUGAGCCGAUCAGAAGAACAGCCAAAUUUAUUUUCCAAGUUGGCAGUUGUGGAAUUCGAUCGAAGAAAUAAUUCAAUUUUGUGCAUACAUUAACAAGGACUCAACAAAAAAUUGCUGUUGUGAGCUUUUAGGAUCAUAAUGAGUUAACAUAACGCGAAAUAUCCAAAAAUUAUAUUACAUUGCUUAUGUUGAGAAGAGAAAAUUGGAAAAUUCAAUAAAAUCCAAUUGUUCUGUAUUAUGAAUUUAUAAACCAUUAUAAUGAACGUUCCACGUGGAGGCCAUGAGGACUACUUCUCUCCUAAACUGUCGCAGCAUCUUGUUCCCGCGCAUGUAAUAGAGCAAACGAUUGUAGAUCUGUUCUUUUCCAAUGCAAAAACAGUAGCCACCUCUAUCUCGCAACCACCUCCACUCUCAGCUUAUAUUGAAAGGCGCCAACAGCCUCGGGGCCGGCUCUUAGUAGAGCAGAAGGACCGUGUCAGGUCGGAUGUCUUGGAGUUCGCUAUUGUGAAAUAACUCGUUUGUUCCGGCCUACUGUCGGAUUCAAACAAUUUACGACUCCGGGCUCUCGAUAAUUUGCAAAUACUAGUUACCAAAAUUAUUAGCUUUUAUCGAAUUUAAAUUAUCAAAAAACUAUAGAAUUUUAACUAUAGAAAUUAAAUAACAGUGAGAAUGUCUGUCACUAUAUUUCGGUGGCUAUCAGUAUGUUUCGUCCUGCUGUAUGUCCUGAGUGUAUUCUCGUAUGUGAAAUCAGCACCAGUGAUGGAACAGAAAAGAUGUUCCAAGAGUCUGAGUGAUGCACUGAAACUUGUCUGCAAUGGGGUCUACAAUGAGCCAUUUUCAUACAGCGGUGAAGACAAUAUAAGGCCAGCAUCGGGACCUGGAAUUGUGGAAGAAUGUUGUUAUCGUGCUUGCAGCGUGGCACAGCUUGAAACAUACUGCAAGCCCACAUCAUGAAGCCUACACGUUCGAAAAAUGGAAUAUUUAUUUACGGGAGAAAAGUCUGACGAGUUUCAGGCAGCAUCAAAAGUGGUGGAUAGUGGAGAAACGGUCGGGAGAGUUCAAAGAGGAAAUACCACAAUACUCUGGAGACCGUUGAUCCUCGCUUUUUCCACUUGAUUAGCAGAAACAAGGGGUCGCUGUAUCUACUGACCUUGAAUAAUGAAAUAUCAAAAAAUUGUCUCUCUUCAGGAUGAUAGCUAGUAAUUAUGAGGAUGAUACCUGUGGUUAUGCUUGAACUUUUGAUAUCCGAGUUGAGUGAACUGGGGAGACUAGUGUACUUAUCUAUCAUGGAAUGACGGAAGAAUUUAUUGUGGUUCAAUUGUUCUUGAAGUACUGACAAUGCAAUUUUAUCAUCGUGUGCACAGUUGAUUAGGAUUUUUCUAUGCAUCGAGAGUUGAUGGGAAUUGAUUUGCUCAGAAUACUGAGAAGUAUUAGAUCAGAUAUUGUGGGCAAUCUACGGCUUAUGACCUGGCAUUGUGCAGAUCCAUUAAGGGGAUAAUGAGUCGAUGAAGACUGCUUAUUCUUUAGUCCCAAUUUCAUAGACUUGUGUUAUACAAUCAAUUUGUGAUCUCAUUACACGUACUUAGGAAAUUAUGUAAAUAUAAGUAGGUAGGAAUGAAUAAAAAUUAUACAUGUGAA